GUUGUUCUGGCAGCAUCCAUCUGCACGCGCGGCGGCAAGGCCGUCCUCUCUCGCCAGUUCCGCGAGAUGCAGCGAUCGAGAAUCGAAGGCCUUCUUGCAUCCUUCCCCAAGCUCGCCGACAGCGGUACUCAGCACACAACCGUCGAGCAAGACAAUGUCCGCUUCGUCUACCAGCCCCUUGACGAGCUAUACAUGGUCCUCAUCACCAAUCGCCAAUCCAACAUACUCCAGGACAUUGACUCGCUACACCUCUUCGCCCAGGUUGUCACCAGCAUCUGCAGAAGUCUGGACGAGCGCGAGAUUCUGCGCAAUGCUUUCGAGCUUCUGAGCGCCUUUGAUGAGCUGGUUACUUUAGGCUACCGUGAGAACCUUACCCUGAGCCAGAUCAAGACUUUCCUCGACAUGGAGUCGCACGAAGAGCGUAUUCAGGACAUCAUCUCAAGGGUACGCCCAUCAUGUGCCUAUCUAAAACACCACAUGCUCACACACCAUCUANNGAACAAGGAACUCGAAGCCACCGAGGAGCGCAAGAGAAAGGCCAAGCAACUCGAGAUGCAGCGCAAGGAAGCCACUCGUUCUGGUCGCAACAUACCCAGCGCGCCCUCAUAUCCAACCUACACCCCGCCGCCUACUCAACCCGCCGUCACCGAUACCUACGACUCCUACAAUGCCGAGAAGAACAAGUCCUUCCAAAAGUCUCUUCCUGCCCGAAGCAAGGGCAUGCAGCUCGGAAAGAAGACAAAGACGACGUCCAUGUUCGAGCAAGUCCGUGGCGAUCUCGGUCCCGAGGCAGAGGCUCCNCUCGUCCCUUCAGCUCCCGCUGUCAGCGCCCCCGUCCAAGCCGCCGCUCCUGCCGUUUCUUCAGACCGCGAGGGUCUUCACAUCACAGUUGCCGAGACCAUCUCAGCCAAGCUCAGCCGAGAGGGCUCUCUCGAGUCGUUCGAAGUCAAGGGUGAUCUCCAACUCCGCAUCACCGAUCCUUCCCUCACACAAGUCCAACUCGCUCUCGCAUUGGGUGACACCCGCGGCGCACAACUCAACUCGCAUCCCAAGGUUGACAAGGCUGUUUUCAAGAACGACAAGAUCAUUCAACUCACCGACACUUCAAAAGGAUUCCCUGCAAACAACUCUAUUGGUGUUAUGCGCUGGAGACUGGCUGCAAAGGCUGAAGAUAUUAGCGANCCCCCAAUCACUUUCACUGCUUGGGUAAACGAGACUGGAUCUGGCACAUACAACAUCACCCUCGAGUACGAACUCACUGGUGGAGAUGCGCUCAACGAUGUUACUGUCUCGAUACCCUACCAAACUAGCGAGCCUUCUGUUUCUAGCUUCGAUGCUGUGUAUGAAGUGUCUGGCGACAGCAUUGACUGGACUAUUGGGGAUGUGGAUGACACUAAUGCCAACGGCAGCUUCGAGUUUGAGGCUCAGGCAGAGAGCGAAGCCGAGUUCUUCCCCAUGAGCGUUACUUUCGCAAAGACCAGACCAUACGUUGAAGUCGACGUCUCAUCCGUAACUUUGUUGAACAUGGGCCAGGACAUCUCUUUCUCAAAGGACAUCAAGUCGGUGGCGGACGGAUACCAGGUGGUGUAA
Messenger RNA from Aureobasidium vineae, 1590 nucleotides. The record is from the annotation of a GenBank genome assembly. NCBI's taxonomy places the organism in Eukaryota, Fungi, Ascomycota, Dothideomycetes, Dothideales, Saccotheciaceae.